Indicator indicator is the source of this 960-nucleotide messenger RNA. RefSeq names its product pseudouridine synthase like 1 (gene PUSL1). Gene Ontology annotation, biological process: tRNA pseudouridine synthesis. The record is from RefSeq and is a predicted model, not a curated record. The coding region runs from base 1 to 879 and encodes 292 amino acids. Gene Ontology annotation, molecular function: pseudouridine synthase activity; RNA binding. Lineage: Eukaryota; Metazoa; Chordata; Aves; Piciformes; Indicatoridae. The transcript is spliced from 8 exons.
AUGGUUUCUGCCCCGAGCCGGUACCUAGUGUUCUUUCAGUACUUUGGCACUAAAUAUAGUGGAGUUAUGGAGACUUCCAGUGAUCAGGCAACAGUUGGAGUUCAGAAUUAUUUGGAGAAGGCAGCAGAGAAGCUAAAACCAGCAGUUCCCAUCAAAUUCCACAUCUCCAGCCGAACAGAUGCCGGCGUCCAUGCGCUCUGCAACGCUGCUCACCUCGACAUCCAGAGGGCACCUGGGAAACCUGCUUUUAGUGAGAAACAGCUCAUCCAUGGCCUUAACCACCACCUGAAACCUGAGCCCAUCAGCAUUUUGAACGCCCAUCGAGUGGCCGGCGACUUCCACGCGCGCUUCUCGGCGCUCUCCAGGACCUACAUCUAUCGGCUCCUGCUGGGCUGCCUUCACCACACUGAGAUCCCAGUCUUUGAAAGGGAUCUCUGCUGGGCUCCUGCUGGGGGCCACCUGGAUGUCCCUGCCAUGCGGGAUGCAGCACAGUUCCUGCUGGGAACCCACGACUUCAGCACCUUCCGCUCCCAUCACUCGGAAACGCCUUUCCAGUCUCCCAUCAGAACCAUCCUCCAGAUAGACAUCCAGCCCUCUUCUGGUUUCCUGUCCCACCACUAUGAGCACAGGGGCCUGGAGUUCUGGGAGCUGAAGUUCAGGAGCAGAUCAUUUCUUUACCGACAGGUCAGAAGGAUGGUUGGGACUCUAGUUGCAGUUGGCCAGGGCAGGUUAAGACCUCACCACAUCAAGGAGCUGCUGGAGAGGAAGGAUGCUCGAGCUCUUCCCCCCAGUGCCAUGGCUCCUCCAACUGGCCUCUUCCUGAAGUCAGUGGAAUACAGUGAAGCAGAUCUGAACCCUCCAAUUGCCCCAGGAGAAUAGCAGCUCUGUGAGAUACAACCAUGCCUGAAAGGACUCUUGUUGUGGAGGUUGGAUGGAGCUUUGCCAAGUGCUCUUUACACA